Maudiozyma barnettii is the source of this 2829-nucleotide messenger RNA. It is a transcript of the gene LAF1, whose product is annotated as Laf1p. Gene Ontology annotation, molecular function: protein binding. The transcript has a single exon. The record is from RefSeq and is a predicted model, not a curated record. Bases 1 to 2829 code for a protein of 942 amino acids. Lineage: Eukaryota; Fungi; Ascomycota; Saccharomycetes; Saccharomycetales; Saccharomycetaceae.
AUGAAUAAUGUCCAAAGUAAUGAAUCCACAGUAUCUGAAAUGGAUGAUAUAGAUAUCGAGGAUACUGAUAUGGUAGAUAGUUCUACUUUCGAAGGUUCCAUAACAAAUGAAAACAUUAAUAGUAAUGCCAACAAUUCUGCUACUAAUACAGUCAGAUCUAAUUCUAAGAAGAAAACUACCCAUAUUAAGAAAAGUGUUGGAUUCUCGGAAGAUAUUAAGCCUGUAAGAUUAAAAAUGAAUAAAUCUCAUCAUAAAUCAAAUACAAACUCUGCAAGUGAUAUGAUGACGAGAGAUUCAAAACAGAUUUUAUCUCAAGUAAGACAACAAUUGAUGAAAGGAACAUACACUAGUUCACAACGAAAUCAUAGUAGAAGUAAUAAUUUCCCUCCAAUUUUCCAUUCUAUUGAUAUAGAUCAAUUUGAAAAUUAUUUAAGAGAACCAAAAUAUAUUAAGACUUUUAAGAAAGCUAGACAUGUGAAACAAUUUAGAAGAUUAUUUCUUGCACAAGAAUUGAAAGUUAAUAAUCUUAAUGAAUUCGAUGCAAAUAAACAAAUGAUGAAUGAUCCUAAUGGAACAUCGGGCCCUUAUUCUUCAUCUUCGACCGCGACUGCAUCCUCAACUUCAACAUCAUCAUGUCAUCCGACGCCAUCGUCUUCAUCAUCUUCAAAAUCUCCAGUGACACCGAAAGCUAUAUGGACAAGUAAAUUUAGUCAUGAUGGGAAAUAUUUAGCUACUGCAGGGAAAGAUGGUACCAUUAGAAUAUGGAAGGUUAUUAGUUCCCCUAUCGAACGAUUAGAAUUAAAUUCUACAUUGGAAUCAAAUAUCGAAUCUCAUGCAAGAAGAUCUAGGUUAAAAUCUCAAUUAUCCAAUUUAGCAAACAAUAAUAAAAACUGCCCCUCACAAUCAUCAGCAUCUUCUUCUCCUUAUUUGGGUCCAGCUUACGAUAAUGUCAAUGAAUCCCUGGAUUUAUAUGCUCCUGUGUUCCAUCCAUUACCAAUAAGAGUCUUUAAAGAACAUACACAAGAUGUCUUGGAUCUAGAUUGGUCCAAGAACAAUUUUUUAGUUAGUUCCUCCAUGGAUAAAACAGUAAAAUUAUGGCAUCCAGAUAGAAAAUUAUCACUAAAGACAUUCCAUCAUCCAGAUUUCGUCACCUCGGUUAGUUUUCAUCCAACUGAUGAUAGAUUUUUUAUAUCCGGCUGUUUGGAUCAUACAUGUAGACUUUGGUCUAUUGUAGACGAUGAAAUUAGUUAUGAAUUCGAUACUCUUGAUUUAAUAACAUCAGUAACGUUCUCACAAAGUGACGGUAAAUAUACUGUGGUGGGAACCUUCAAUGGUUAUAUCUAUAUUUUAUUGACUAAUGGUUUAACUGCAAUUUCCUCGUUUCAUGUUACAGAUAGAAAGACCCAAUCUGAUAAAUCAGUUACCAUAUUUCAAGAUCCAGCUAAAGCACACCAUGGUCCAAGAAUUACUGGGUUAACCGUGUUUUCACCACCAUUCGAUACAAAGGGUAAUAUGCUUCGUAUAUUAGUCACAUCGAAUGACUCUAGAAUCAGGAUAUUUGAUUUGCACACAAAGAAAAUGUUAGAAGUGAUCAAAGGGUUCCAUAGUGAAAUAUUAUCUCAUAAUGCUCAAUUAUCUACUUCUACUGGUGGUGCUUAUGUAGUUUGUGGUAGUGAUGAUCAUUGGAUAUAUUGUUGGGCAUUAAAAUCGUCGGUAGAAGAUCCUUCCAAUGAUGAUACUAACACACAUGGCAAAAAGACGAAGAAUGGACUCAAAAGAUCAGAUAGUCUGAAAAACUUAUUCAAUAAAUCAUUGAGCAGAAGUUCUAGUCUAAGCAGUGGUAGUGGUAGAAACGAUGAUUUGACUGCGUUGACAAUGACUCAUAUGACAUCCCACGCAAAUAAAUCACCUUCUUCACCGACAGAAAGUGUUAAAAAUGAGUCUAAUCAUAGGCAUUCAUUUUUAGCAUCCUUAAUCCCUGGACAUCAUGAUUACAUCAAGAAUAGUAGUUAUCUUGCAUUUAAUGCACAUCCAGCUCCUGUGACAAGUGUGUCAUUGGCACCAAUCGAUACUGCUAAGACAUUGUCGUUAUCUAACGAUGUUAUAUGCGAACUAUAUGCUGAAUUCUCUAAUACUGAAGAUGAUUUUGAUAUCUUUAAAAUAAGAGGUACUGCAGUGACCCCUAUUACAUCCAAUGACUCAUCUUCCUCUCUGUCCGAUUAUAUUGGACCCAGUUCUCUAAGUAAUGUCGUCAACGCUAUUGGAUCAAUUGUAAUUAGUACUGAUACUACGGGUACUAUUAGAGUCUUUAGAACAGAUAUCCCUACCGUGAUCAGAAAACGCGUAUUAGAAAAGAUUCAAGAAUAUAAAUCAGAGACUCGCGCUAGGGUCAAUAGUGCGACAUCACUUAAUACCAUGGGUCGUUCCACAGGUGGAAGCAAUUCUUCUGUUACGGUCAGUAGAACAAAAUCUUUUACUAAUAUCUCCCAUUUGACUGGUAAUAGUAGUACCGGUGGCUCUGGUCUCUUUGGUUCAAAAACAACUAAACCUAUUCUAAGAUCUCCUUCAAUGUCAAAUUUUAGCGCCAGUGGACAAACACCACAAUAUGGAUUCGGAACAUCAGUUACCCCUACAUUGAAUCAAUCAAGUAUGUACAAAUCCCCUAGUGAGAGUCUAUCAUCAGCAAUCGGUAAAGAUUUACCGCAGACUUUUAAAUGCGAUGUAUGCCAUGGUUCACACUUCAAACCUAUUUCGAAAGGUGGAUUAAUAAGAGGUGAAAGCAGUUAUUAUUGUCUCGAUUGUGGCAGUGUCUUAAAUAAUUUCAGGUAA